AUGAGACCAACCAAUCAGCCUGCGAAUACCUCUGCUGUCAUCAAUCAGGUAGAAACUGCGGAAACGUUGGAGCAGCUACCAGGGUUGCUACGGGUCGAAUCCACGGUCACUCUAAGCAAAACCAAGCGGUAUUUAAUCACGAUUCUGAUUCUAAUCUGCAAUUUGACCCAAUUUAUCUCCAUGUUCUCGACUGUUGCGGGUGGUUUCGAGCUCAGCAAGAUUCUGGGGCAGCCCGUGGGCCCAGGAAAGGCAAACUGGAUGGCGGCAGCCUAUUCCCUUACGCAAAGUGCCUUUGUUCUCAUCAGCGGUCGCCUAGGGGCUGUGUACGGUCACCAAAAGCUAUUGAUUCUUGGCGGCGUCGUCAUUGUCGCCUUUUCAGUUGUCAACGCAUUCUGCACCACUUACAGCUCGUUCGUGGCCAUCCGCGCUCUUACAGGCGUGGGCGGUGGUAUUCUGAUGCCCAACGCCGUGGCAACUCUGACAAUUAUGGUUCCCCCUGGCAAGGUGCGUAACUUUACCCUGGCUACAUUCGCGGCAUCUCCCCCGGUCGGAGCCGGGAUUGGGGCUCUGAUGAUGGGCGCUUUUCUUCGGUAUUCCGAAUGGAAGUGGCAUUUUGUUUCGGUUGCUUGCAUCGGGGCCGCCUGUUUCGGGGGGCUCGUCCUCGUUUUGCCUUCUGAGACACCUGUCGACAAAGGUGGCAAAAUCGACUAUGUUGGCAUCAUUGUCGGUCUGGGAGGGCUCCUGCUGUUCUCCCUAGCAUGGAACCAAGCUCCGGCAGAUGGAUGGGAGACUCCAUAUAUCAUCGUCAUGCUCAUUCUUUCUUUGAUCCUCAUGGUAUUUUUCUUUUUCUGGGAAAGCAGAUGGGCUGAUGAACCUAUUAUGCCUCCCUCUAUCUUCCGUGGGAAAAGCUUCAAGGCCCUUACUGUCGUGGUUCUAUUCAUUUACAUGGCAGUGGGCAUCACACUCUGGUAUAUGGUUGCUUGGCAGCAACUAAUCCGCGAGUGGUCUGUCCUCGAAGUCGCUGUUGGCUGGAUUCCAUAUGGACUCGGGGCAUCGUUCGCUGUGAUCUUGGCUGCGUGGCUGAUCCCUCGACUUGAGGCACAAUGGAUUCUGGCCAUCGGAUGCCUCACGUCGCUAACUGCGACACUUCUACUGGCCACCAUGCCAGAACAGCAAUCAUACUGGGCCCAGGUUUUCCCUUCUACCUUGUUCGGCAGUUUCUGUCCCGACUUCGUCUAUGUUGCCUCCCAGGUCAUUGCCAGCAACAGUGUCAGCAAAAAGGAGCAAGGACUGGCGGGUAGCCUCAUCGGAACGCUCAAUCUGUACGGCAAUAGCUUAGGAUUGGGCUUUGCGGGAACAAUCGAGUCCAACGUGGCCAAGCGCCACUCAAGCGAGGUGUUGGGAUUCCGGUCAGCAUUGUGGUUUGGGGCGGCUCUGUCUGCUGUUGCGUUGCUGAUGGAUCUGUCCCUCGUGAGAAUGGACAAGGAGGACCAGGAGGGUUGGAAGUCGACUGAGGGUGAGCUUGAGACAGUUGGCAGGUGUUCGUUACAUGGAGGAGAAGGGACUGAGAGCUGA
Fusarium vanettenii 77-13-4 is the source of this 1575-nucleotide messenger RNA. RefSeq lists its product as uncharacterized. Gene Ontology annotation, molecular function: transmembrane transporter activity. Gene Ontology annotation, biological process: transmembrane transport. The coding region runs from base 1 to 1575 and encodes 524 amino acids. The record is from RefSeq and is a predicted model, not a curated record. NCBI's taxonomy places the organism in Eukaryota, Fungi, Ascomycota, Sordariomycetes, Hypocreales, Nectriaceae. Gene Ontology annotation, cellular component: membrane. The transcript has 5 exons.